Messenger RNA from Colias croceus (clouded yellow), 1765 nucleotides. RefSeq names its product dynein axonemal intermediate chain 2 (gene Dnai2). The coding region runs from base 1 to 1716 and encodes 571 amino acids. Gene Ontology annotation, molecular function: dynein light chain binding; dynein heavy chain binding. NCBI's taxonomy places the organism in Eukaryota, Metazoa, Arthropoda, Insecta, Lepidoptera, Pieridae. The transcript has 11 exons. Gene Ontology annotation, cellular component: outer dynein arm. The record is from RefSeq and is a predicted model, not a curated record. Gene Ontology annotation, biological process: outer dynein arm assembly; cilium movement.
AUGGAAAAACAAGAAAAGAACGAAUUAGUGUACGAAUACACAAAACGUCGAAAAGAGUUUGGAAGACAAACAUUAUUCGAAGACCAUGGCCCCGAGAUGUGUGUCAGCAUACCGAAUAAUCCGGCAUUUUACAAAAAUUAUAUUCUUAGGAAUCCGGUUGAUGUGGCCAUACAAAAUACAGGGACUAUGUCUGAACAUUGGGUGAAUUCUGUACGUGCAGAAUAUACGAGUUCAGGUAUAAAUCAUGUGGAAGGAGGAUGGCCAAAGGACAUCAAUAUGAAUGACCCAGAAGCGGCACAGAGAUACAGACGAAAAAUAGAAAAGGAUGAUGCCUAUAUUCAUGCGGUUAUGCAUCUUGGCCAUAGCAUGGAACACAAUAUUCUACAGAACAACGCAGUGGACAUGUAUCAAACGUAUUAUUCAGAACUACCUUCCAUACCACCAGUGGAACGUAGCAGUUGUCACACAGUCAAUGUGUAUAGAGAGCCAGGAACAAGAAGGCCUGUGAGGUCUCUAUCGUGGCAGGCUGAAGGAGCCCGUCUAGCAUCUGCUCAUGCAGAUAUUGACUUCAUGAGGAAUAACAGAAGUCUACAGUUUUCGUACAUUUGGGAUAUCGAAAAUGCAAACGCUCCAGAUCUCAUUAUAAAACCUCCACAACCACUACUAGACCUUCAGUAUAACCCUCGAGAUCAGCAUAUUCUAGUUGGGGGUAUGUUAAACGGACAGGUAGGUUGCUGGGAUAUGCGCAAAGGCGGUGAACCGUUUGCAAUGUGUCCUCCACACGUAGCCCAUAGAGAAUUGGUGCGAAAUGUACUCUUUGUUCAUUCGAAAACUGGCGCCGAGUUCUUUUCGGCAUCGCCUGACGGGGUUGUUAAAUGGUGGGAUAUACGCAGCAUGAAUGAACCAACUGAUUCGAUGAUAAUAGAUCUCGUAAAACUACAAACAGACACUCAAAGCGUCGAUAAAGCUCUGGGAAUAUCUGCUCUAGAAUAUGAACCCACUAUUCCAACAAGGUUUAUGGUCGGAACAGAAACGGGUUUAGUGAUUGGAGGCAACCGUAAGGGCAAAACGCCGCUGGAAAAACUACCCUCAAAAUAUGAAGCUCAUUUAGGACCAGUAUAUGCACUUCAAAGAAAUCCUACAUUUUUAAAAAACUUUUUGACGGUUGGUGACUGGACAGCGAGAGUGUGGAGCGAAGACUGUAGAGAAUCUUCAAUUUUAUGGACAUAUUCACAUGGCACAAAACUUACAGAUGGCGCUUGGAAUCCUGUUAGGUUUUCCCUAAUGCUGGUGACUCAAUGGGACGGCUGUCUCUCAUGUUGGGAUCUCCUCCGCCGACGCAGUGCGCCCAUAGUCACAGCUCAACUGUGUGACGAACCCUUGCUUAGAGUACGACCUCAUGAAGCGGGCCUUCUAGUAGCGUGUGGUAGUAGCAAAGGCACAAUAUAUCUGGCUGAGCUUUCGCAAAACCUUGGAACGGCCGACAAGAAUGACAAGCAGCUUUUAACUCAUAUACUAGAACGCGAAAAUAAACGCGAACGCAUUCUCGAAGCCCGCAUGCGCGAGUUACGUCUCAAAAUGCGUCAGGACCGUGAUGUCGGACCACAAGUCGUUGAAAAUGAUCCUGCUGUUAAUGACAGAGAUUUAGAAGAAGCAACUGCUGAAUAUAUGCAAACGGUGAAGGACCUACAGGCACAGCAGAAAAACUUUCCGUAGUUACUUUGUAAAAUACAAUUAAAUGCAAAAAUUGAAACGUAUAUUUUGA